Messenger RNA from Geodia barretti, 614 nucleotides. The record is from the annotation of a GenBank genome assembly. NCBI's taxonomy places the organism in Eukaryota, Metazoa, Porifera, Demospongiae, Tetractinellida, Geodiidae.
UUCACAUCUAACUCCAGCUUCCUCAGAUCUGUCACAGUUGGUGAUGGUGGUGUAGCCACACUCUGUGAGGUUGCCCUCUCCUCCAGUACACACCACAUUGUCCAGGAAGAUAGAUCUGUUUGGAGGACUGCCCAGACCAGAGCGGACCACUGGCAGAGAGCCUGUGAGAGGGAAAGAUGUGGAAUUGAUGGAGAGAUACACAAAUGAUACACAGAAGAGAACAAACCAGAGGCUGAGAAUCCCAGCUGAGUACACACAACAGUGGCAUCCAGAGGAUCCCACCAGUCAUCACACACAGUACCAUACUCAUUGUCCAGACAAACCAGUACAGUUCCAUUGGAGUGGUUGGUGGAGAGUGUACUACCGUCAUACAGAAGAACCUCCCCGUCCCUGCAGUCUGAACAUUCGUGACUGCCAAUGGUAUUUGCACAGUCUGCAUGCAAGUCACACAGAUCUGAUCCUUCAUAGCAUUCAUCAAUAUCUGUGGAAACAGUAUUAUUUAUUAUCUUGAAGGUAAACAUAUGUACCUGUACAGUUGAAUCCAUUGCCAGAAUAACCAAUUUCACAGCUACAGUUGUAAGAACCGAUGGUGUUUGUACAUUCUGCAUUGUUGU